Messenger RNA from Micropterus salmoides (largemouth bass), 1391 nucleotides. RefSeq names its product RuvB-like AAA ATPase 1 (gene ruvbl1). The record is from RefSeq and is a predicted model, not a curated record. NCBI's taxonomy places the organism in Eukaryota, Metazoa, Chordata, Actinopteri, Centrarchiformes, Centrarchidae. Gene Ontology annotation, cellular component: Ino80 complex; R2TP complex; Swr1 complex. Gene Ontology annotation, biological process: regulation of transcription by RNA polymerase II; box C/D snoRNP assembly; chromatin remodeling. Bases 1 to 1371 code for a protein of 456 amino acids. The transcript is spliced from 11 exons. Gene Ontology annotation, molecular function: DNA helicase activity; ATP hydrolysis activity; ATP binding.
AUGAAGAUCGAGGAGGUAAAAAGCACAACGAAAACUCAGCGGAUCGCCACUCACAGUCACGUCAAAGGACUCGGGCUAGACGAGGCCGGGAAUGCUAAACAGUCAGCAUGCGGUCUGGUGGGCCAGGAGGCUGCCAGGGAGGCUUGUGGGAUCAUUGUCGAGCUGAUCCGCUCAAAGAAGAUGGCAGGAAGGGCAGUAUUACUGGCAGGGCCACCUGGCACAGGGAAGACUGCCCUCGCCUUGGCUGUAGCACAGGAGUUGGGAAACAAGGUACCUUUUUGCCCCAUGGUUGGCAGUGAGGUCUACUCAUCUGAGAUUAAAAAAACAGAAGUACUGAUGGAGAAUUUCAGAAGGGCCAUUGGACUGCGUAUCAAAGAAACAAAGGAGGUGUAUGAAGGGGAGGUGACAGAGCUGACCCCCUGUGAGACUGAGAAUCCCAUGGGUGGCUACGGGAAAACCAUCAGCCACGUCAUCAUCGGUCUGAAGACGGGAAAAGGCACGAAGCAGCUCAAGCUGGACCCCAGUAUUUAUGAGAGUCUUCAGAAAGAGCGUGUGGAAGUGGGAGAUGUCAUCUACAUUGAAGCCAACAGUGGAGCUGUCAAGAGACAAGGUCGCUGUGACACUUUUGCUACAGAGUUUGACCUGGAGGCUGAGGAGUAUGUGCCGCUGCCCAAGGGGGAUGUCCACAAAAAGAAGGAGAUAGUUCAAGAUGUCACACUGCACGACCUGGACAUUGCAAAUGCCAGACCCCAGGGAGGCCAGGACAUUCUCUCCAUGAUGGGACAACUGAUGAAACCCAAAAAGACAGAAAUCACAGAUAAGCUGCGUGCUGAGAUCAACAAGGUGGUGAACCGCUACAUUGACCAAGGCGUAGCCGAGCUCGUUCCUGGUGUGCUGUUUGUGGACGAGGUGCACAUGCUGGACAUCGAAUGCUUCACAUACCUGCAUCGGGCACUCGAGAGCACCAUCGCCCCCAUCGUUGUGUUCGCCUCCAACAGGGGAAACUGUUUAAUUAGGGGGACAGAGGACAUCAGCUCCCCACAUGGGAUUCCCCUGGACUUGCUGGACAGAGUCAUGAUAAUCCGCACCAUGUUGUACACGCCACAGGAGAUGAAGCAGAUCAUCAAAAUCCGCGCGCAGACUGAGGGGAUCACUGUCAGCGAGGAAGCUCUUUCACACCUGGCAGAGAUCGGCACCAAGACCACCCUCAGGUACGCCGUACAGCUGCUGACACCAGCCAGCUUGCUGGGCCGUGUUCAGGGGAAAGAGUCCGUGGAGAGGGAGCAGGUAGAGGAGAUCAACGAGCUGUUCUACGACGCCAAGUCCUCCGCCAAAAUCCUCCAAGACCAGCAUCACAAGUUCAUGAAAUAAAACUGGAUUCACAACUCCCA